CCGCUCGUCUGUUUUCCCAGCCGUCCUCAAACGCAUCUCCUGUCAGGCUCUGCGUCAACAGCCGCUCCGGCGUUUGUUUGUUUGUUUUGUCGGGUCGUUCCGUCCGGUAGGUUACCGGGAGGCAGACCCACCGACUCGGCUGUCAUCCUCACGGUGAAGGACCGUUUCUGCUCACCGGGAACCAGAGUCUGCUGGCCUCUGCAGCUACAGCUGAACUAUGAGCGGAUGAUGUCUGAGAGCAGCUGCUAUGGCCUGCAGCGGCGGUCAGAGCAACGCCGAGACGCUGGAGGGCUUCCAUGAGGUCAACCUGGCCUCCCCCACCACACCUGACCUACAGAACCAGACCGAGCAGCGCCCUCCCGCCCGCCACAGCGCCCCGCCCACCUCCCUGUACCGCACCCACUCGCUGGGGGCGCCCCCUGCAGGCCUCCCCAAGUCCCUGCGCGCCGACCAGCUCCCCACGCAGCCGGUCUACUCCACGCCGCGGCACAACCACAAUGGAAGCGUGCCGGGCCUGGAGGCGGAGGCGGCCGAGGCCGGCUUCCUGUGCGCAGAGGACGGGGACGAGUGCGGCGCGCUGAGCGAGAGCCUGUCGCGGCUGCGCAGCCCGUCGGUGAUGGAGGUCCGAGAGAAAGGAUACGAGAGGCUGAAAGAGGAGCUGGCGAAGGCUCAGCGGGAGCUGCUGUUGAAGGAUGAGGAGUGUGAGAGGUUGUCUAAAGUCAGAGACCAGCUCGGCCAGGAGCUGGAGGAGCUCACCGCCAGUCUCUUCCAGGAGGCCCACAAGAUGGUGAGAGAAGCAAACGUGAAGCAGGCGAACGCCGAGAAACAGCUGAGGGAAGCUCUGGGCAAGAUCGACGUCCUCCAGGCGGAGGUCCAGGCCCUGAAGACGCUGGUUCUGUCCUCGCCCACCUCCCCCGUGGCUGAGCUGCCGUCUGCCGGCGGCGCCAAGGCUCCCUUCAAGAAGGGCCACAGCCGCAACAAGAGCACCUCGUCCGCCAUGCUGGGGACGCAGCCCGACCCGGCGGCCACGCAGCCCAUCGUCAGGGAGUGCCGGGAGGUCGACGCUCAGCUGUUCAGCGAGUUCAAAGCGUGGAGGGAGGCGCCGACGCUCGACCGGACCUGCAGCUUCCUGGAGCGAGUCUACCAGGAGGACAUCUACCCCUGCCUCACCUUCAACAAGAGCGAGCUGGGGUCGGCCAUCUUGGAAGCCGUGGAGCAGAACACGCUCAGCGUGGAGCCCGUGGGUUUCCAGCCGCUGCCGGUGGUCAAAGCGUCGGCGGUGGAGUGCGGCGGACCAAACGGGCGAAGCGCCGGGCUCGACAGAAAAUGUGCGCUGAGCGGUCAGACCAAAACCUGUAAGCACAGAAUCAAGUUUGGAGACUCGUCCAACUAUUACUACGUCUCUCCUUUCUGCAGAUACAGAAUCACGGCUGUAUGUAAUUUCUUCACCUACAUUCGCUACAUCCAUCAAGGGCUGGUCAAACAGCAGGACGCCGAGCAGAUGUUCUGGGAGGUGAUGCAGCUGCGCAGGGAAAUGUCCUUCGCCAAGCUGGGAUACUACAAGGACCAGCUGUGAGCGGACCCGCGGCCCGGCCCUGCAGUCACAGCGAGUCCGAGCACGGCCCGGUUCUGGUCCGGUUCUGGAGCUGGAGCGCUUCUGAGUGUGUGAAGGAAAAACUGUGUCGGUUCACGGGAACCGGACGGACUGAACUGAAAGCCCGGCGCUUUGGUUUGUCGUUGAGGUUCUGGACCGCGCUUUAGGUUCUGGUGUGUUUUCAUUUUCUGAGCUCCAUUAUGUGACGGUAAGAGGAAUUUAACGUAAAGGACACUAAAUGAUCCAGGAGUCCGUUUGGACUCGCAGAUAAGCUAAGAGCCUAAAAAAAACACUACAAAAUAAAACAUUUAACGGGAAAUUCAUGAAGCUCGUCGUGUUUCAGUGACUUUACAGAUUUUAAGACCAAAGUUUCAUCUUUUUAUGGAAGAGAAAAACGGCCCAAAUUAUAAUUAUUAGA
Molecule: messenger RNA, 2012 nt
Organism: Fundulus heteroclitus (mummichog)
Lineage: Eukaryota; Metazoa; Chordata; Actinopteri; Cyprinodontiformes; Fundulidae
Product: RAB3A interacting protein (rabin3)
Exons: 14
Coding region: 248-1576 (442 amino acids)
Biological process (GO): exocytosis
Cellular component (GO): Golgi to plasma membrane transport vesicle
Molecular function (GO): guanyl-nucleotide exchange factor activity
Source: RefSeq, a predicted model, not a curated record